AUGGCUCGCGCAGCAGAAGCUUACGGUGACCUUCAUCGAGACUAUCAAUGGUGCUCCCUACCCCCACCAUAUGAGGCUCAGCGGGCCGGUGAUAACGGUCCUUUGCUCCUCCAAGACUUCCAUCUUAUCGAUCUUCUGUCUCAUUUCGACCGCGAGCGCAUACCGGAGCGUGUAGUGCACGCCAAAGGUUCAGGUGCCCAUGGAUAUUACAAGACUACCGAUUCCCCCGAGGACCUCUCCAUUGCGGACUUGUUCAAGAGUGACAAGGAAUGCCCUAUCACCAUCCGUUUCUCAACCGUUGGGGGCGAGAAAGGCAGCCAUGAUUGCGCUCGCGACCCUCGCGGGUUCUCCAUAAAGUUCAAGACGGAAGAGGGAAACUGGGAUAUAGUGAUGAACAACACUCCUAAGCGGAACCCGGUUACAAACCUGGGCGGUGCUGAUGAUACCACCAUGUUCUGGGAUUAUCUCUCCCACAACCCCGAAUCGAUCCACCAGGUCAUGAUCCUCAUGGGGGACCGCGGCAUUCCGGACGGAUACCGGUUCAUGCAUGGCUAUUCAGGGCAUACCAUGAAGCUCAUCAAGGAGGAUGGCAGCUGGGUGUAUGCCCAGUUCCACAUGCGGUCGAAGCAAGGCACAAAGUUCCUCACUCAGGAGGAAUAUACGACAAAGUCUCCAGAUUAUAGCCAGAAGGAUCUCUACUACGCCAUUGAGAAUGGUGAUUAUCCGGGCUGGGACCUCUGUGUCCAGACCAUGACACCGCUGCAGGCUGAGGAGGUAUGGGAGCAGCAGAAGAUCAACGUAUUGGAUCUCACACAUAUCUGGCCGCACAAUCAGUUCCCACUCCGUAAGGUGGGUGAAUUCUUCCUCAUCGAGAACGCGAAGAACUACUUCGCCGAAAUCGAGCAAGCGGCAUUCUCCCCAAGCCACCUUGUUCCUGGCAUUGAGCCAUCGGCCGACCCAGUCCUGCAAAGCCGCCUGUUCUCCUAUCCUGACACUCAACGGCACCACCUGGGACCGAACUAUCAACCACUUCCAGUCAACGCACCGCAUGUGCCAUACCGAAUGGCAAACUUUCAGCGGGACGGCCCGAUGGCUUUCUACAACCAAGGUGCCCGUCCGGGCUACCUUUCGUCUAUUGAACCGAUCUCGUUCAAGGACAGGGCGGUGGACCUUAACACCACUCAUGGACACUUCAUCGGGAAAGCUGUCAGCUUUUUAUCCGAGAUCCGUCCUGAAGACUUCAACGGCCCGCGUGCCUUGUGGGAGAAGGUGUUCGACGCAGGCGCUAAGGAGCGUUUCGUCUCCAACGUCGCAGGACAUCUAGCUCGAUGCCAAAAUCAGGAGACAAUUAAACGCCAGAUUGCCAUUUUUUGCGAAGUCAGCGACGAUCUUGCGUUGCGGCUGGAAAAGGCUACGGGUGUUAGGGGCUAUGAUGGGAUCUCAGGCCUGAGAUUCAAUGGAACGCACAACGGUAUGGCGAAGGAUAAAGCGAACCGUUUUGCGAAUGGCCAGACCUCGCUAGUGAGUGUGGACAGUAACGGCAGUCCCGUUGCUGGAACACAUGAAGGUGUGCUGACAAGCUGA
Messenger RNA from Eremomyces bilateralis CBS 781.70, 1584 nucleotides. Its product is annotated as catalase. Bases 1 to 1584 code for a protein of 527 amino acids. Lineage: Eukaryota; Fungi; Ascomycota; Dothideomycetes; Eremomycetales; Eremomycetaceae. The transcript is spliced from 3 exons. Gene Ontology annotation, molecular function: catalase activity; heme binding. Gene Ontology annotation, cellular component: cytoplasm; peroxisome; mitochondrion. The record is from RefSeq and is a predicted model, not a curated record. Gene Ontology annotation, biological process: hydrogen peroxide catabolic process; response to hydrogen peroxide.